Messenger RNA from Sphaerodactylus townsendi, 1501 nucleotides. RefSeq names its product neuroplastin (gene NPTN). The transcript has 7 exons. Gene Ontology annotation, biological process: homophilic cell-cell adhesion; axon guidance; dendrite self-avoidance. The record is from RefSeq and is a predicted model, not a curated record. Gene Ontology annotation, cellular component: plasma membrane; axon. Gene Ontology annotation, molecular function: cell-cell adhesion mediator activity. The coding region runs from base 7 to 1428 and encodes 473 amino acids. NCBI's taxonomy places the organism in Eukaryota, Metazoa, Chordata, Lepidosauria, Squamata, Sphaerodactylidae.
UUCUCAAUGACGAGGAGCGUCUUCCCUUUUCCGGAAGGCGCCCUUCCCCUCUGCGGUGGGCGGAGCUUCGCCGUCCCCGCUCCUUCCUCCCCUGCGUCUUCCACCUCCUCGGCUCUCGCGAGAAGAGGGGGGGCUGUUCUCGCGAGACCCGGGCUCUGCGGUAGGAGCUCAGUCAGGGGGAGAAGGCGAGGGAAGGACGGCGGACUCCCGAUCGGCGCUCGCGACGCCGCCGCCGCCUCCUCUUCUUCCCCCCUCUCCCUCCCCCUCAGCCGCCUCCAGACCACCAUGCGGGGCCCCGGGCCGCUCCCCGCACUCCUCUCCGUCCUCCUGGCCGCGGCCGGCAGCCUCUUCCCCACACCGGCGGCCGCGCAGAACGCUGGGUUUGUCAAGUCGCCCAUGUCAGAGACUAAACUCACGGGGGACGCCUUUGAGCUGUACUGUGACGUGGUUGGGAACCCCACUCCAGAGAUCCAGUGGUGGUAUGCGGAAGUCAACCGGGCUGAAUCUUUCAAACAGCUAUGGGACGGCGCUCGAAAGCGCCGUGUCACCAUUAACACUGCCUACGGGGUGAACGGCGUGAGCGUGCUGAGAAUUAUCCGCCUUACCUUGGAAGACUCUGGGACGUACGAGUGCAGGGCCAGCAACGAUCCCAGAAGGAAUGACUUGAGGCAAAAUCCUGCCAUAACGUGGAUACGAGCCCAGGCUACCAUAAGCGUCCUUCAGAAGCCCGGGAUCAACGCCACCGACGACCUCACCCUUCUCUCUCAAAAUCCUCCUGCCAUUCUCCUCCAAUGCAACCUCACUUCCGUUCCCAGCCCAGUCAGCUACAGCUAUUGGGUGAAAAACGGCGAAGAGAUUUCGGGCUCCAGGAAGGACUUUGGGACUUCGACAGAGCAUAGAAUUCCAAGGCCCAAGGCAGACGAUUCAGGGGAAUACGUGUGCGUGUUCACAUUUGCUAGCUCUCCUGUAGCAAAUGCAACUAUAGAAGUGAGAGCCAAACCUGACAUCACCGGCCACAAGCGAAGCGAGAACAAGAACGAAGGCCAGGACGCCAUGAUGUACUGCAAGUCCGUGGGCUUCCCGUACCCAGAGUGGGUGUGGCGUAAGCGGGUGGACGCGGUUGUCAUGGACCUCAAGAACGACAGCGGCCGCUUCUUCGUCGUCAGCAAAGAGAACUACACCGAGCUGCACAUCAAGAACCUGCAGAUCGACGAGGAUCCCGGCGAGUAUCUAUGCAACGCGACCAACCCGGUGGACAGCACGUGCGAGACCACCAUCCUGCGCGUCCGCAGCCACCUGGCCCCGCUGUGGCCUUUCUUGGGGAUCCUGGCCGAGAUAAUAAUCCUCGUGGUCAUCAUCGUGGUUUACGAGAAGAGGAAGCGGCCAGACGAAGUCCCUGACGAUGAUGAACCAGCUGGGCCUAUGUAAGUAUCUGAUCACGGCUCUUCAUCUCGUGUUCGGGGCAACGAUGGUCAAAUCCCCCCCCACCCACAACAACAAC